UACAGGAAGGUUUCGAAAGCUAGCGCAACACAUAGACAAUGUAAUAUAACAUAAUCAUUGGAACUUGCAACAUUUCGAUAAUCAGUGUUGGACAUGGUCCUUCGAUUAUGUUGUCGAGUAGGAAGAUUUUGCUCCUCUGAAGUUGAGGAUGGCUUGAAAAGUGAAAACAUCGACUCGAACCAAAGCAAGUCCAAAGAAGCCUUUGGCAGGCAGACGGAACGGACAGCUUUACACCCCAUGGGAGCUUUGGGACGCCAACUCGCUCAAGAUGGACGCCUUUCGGCGUCUUCUAAAGAGAUAAGAAUCCUUUUACUUGGUAAUGGCCAAUCCGGAAAAUCAACAUUUUUGAAUCAAAUGAGAAUUUUGCAUAAUCACGCCUUCGAAAGUUCGUCUGAAUGUUCCAUAUUCCUACCAAUUAUUAACUCCAACUUGAUGGAGUCACUGAGAACAAUUCUGCUCACUAUGGAGGAACAGCGAUUGGAACUGACCUCAGUGGAGACCCUUAAGCAUAAGAAAGAGUUCUUGGAGUUCUUUUCACACGAAUAUAGGCCUCGUUUGGCCAAUACUCCGCAAAAUAUUCCUGAUCAUUUGGGAAAGAUCAUUACUGGGAUUUGGCGAGAUGUGCAACUCCAAGAGUCUUAUUAUAAGGCUAUAGACCUUCAGGUCUCCGAGAAUGCCAAAUACUUCAUGGAGCACGCCCAACGGGUAUGUUGCCUCGAGUACACGCCCACAAAACAAGAUAUCCUACGAUCAUGGACACACACCAUGGGUAUCACAGAGCUGUCCUUUUGCCUAGAGGCUAACGUGUUCCGGAUGACUGAUAUUGGUGGACAACGGUCACAGAGGAAGAAAUGGAUUUCCAUGUUCGACCACAUGGACAGUGUCUUAUUCUUUGUGGCUUUGAGUGUCUACAACCUUCUUUUGGAAGAAGAUAACCAGACCAAUCGUAUGAAAGAAGCCUUGCGGGUAUUCUCUGAUCUCACCUUAUCACCAUUUCUUGAUUAUGUCGUGGUAAUGCUUUUUCUCAACAAAACUGACCUAUUCAGAGAAAAGCUCAAGCGCUACCCAUUGAAAAUGUGCUUCCAAGAAUAUUCUGGUCCCAACAAUUUUGGUCCAGCCAUCGACUAUGUGGCCUCUCAAUUCAAGGAUCAAUGUACCAAGGAAAAUAUCUACACUCAUUACACUUGUUCCACGGACACCACGUAUAUUCAGAAUGUUUUCCUGGCAGUGUCAGAUGUCCUACUUAAGCAAAUGAUCGACAAUAUUGGAUUAAAUUGAAUUGACUUGACCCACA
Molecule: messenger RNA, 1294 nt
Organism: Tigriopus californicus
Lineage: Eukaryota; Metazoa; Arthropoda; Copepoda; Harpacticoida; Harpacticidae
Product: guanine nucleotide-binding protein G(i) subunit alpha-like
Exons: 6
Coding region: 94-1278 (394 amino acids)
Biological process (GO): adenylate cyclase-modulating G protein-coupled receptor signaling pathway
Cellular component (GO): heterotrimeric G-protein complex
Molecular function (GO): GTPase activity; guanyl nucleotide binding; G-protein beta/gamma-subunit complex binding
Source: RefSeq, a predicted model, not a curated record